Messenger RNA from Mytilus trossulus (common blue mussel), 659 nucleotides. RefSeq names its product immunoglobulin superfamily containing leucine-rich repeat protein-like. Gene Ontology annotation, molecular function: protein binding. Bases 132 to 659 code for a protein of 175 amino acids. The record is from RefSeq and is a predicted model, not a curated record. NCBI's taxonomy places the organism in Eukaryota, Metazoa, Mollusca, Bivalvia, Mytilida, Mytilidae. Gene Ontology annotation, cellular component: extracellular matrix. The transcript is spliced from 7 exons.
AAACAAGAUAAAGUAGUUCUGACAUGAAUUGUUGGGUACUCUAGGCUAGACUUCCUGGUUAAAAACUUAUUACAUAAGACUUAACUGAUCAGCGUACAAAUGGUCAAUGAUUAAAGAUAACAUAGAUAAAUAUGUUACGCCAUCUGCAUUUCGUUUGGUUUUUGUCAAUGUGGGGAUAUAGUCUGUGCUGCCCUUCCUCGUGUAAUUGCAAUUCAUAUCGAAGAGUCUACUGUAAUAAUCCACAACAAAUGUUUGAUGCAAUACCUACAAAUAUACCUUCAAAUACUAUAUACCUCCACCUUGAUAACCAGCUUUUACGAAAUCUCAGCUCUUUGACUUGUAAUCAGUUUCCGAACCUACAACAGUUGUAUAUAAACAACAAUCAAAUUGAACUGAUACAGGACACAGAUUUUCUUGGAUGCUCGUCGCUAAUUAGAUUAGAUAUCCAAAACAAUUUACUGACAGAGAUUAAAAAUGGAACCUUCAAUGGUCUGACAUCGCUUCGAAUACUAGAAUUGUUUAACAAUGAAAUAUCAGAUCUUGAAACUGGAGCAUUUAAAGAUCUUCCAGCACUCUACCAGCUAAAUAUCCGAAACAAUUUACUGACAGAGAUCAAAAAUGGAACCUUUAAUGGUCUGACAUCGCUUCAACGACUGUGA